AUGGCUUCUUCUGGCAUGCACGCAAGUCCACCAAGAACCCCUGGCCCGGCACCGCCGUCCGCACUCGCACCCGCAGCCGGCACGGUUUUGCUGCAUAAUGGACCGCAGCCCGGCGCUAGCAACCGCCUUGAUCCCGGCCUCGGCCUCCUUGUCGACAGCGUUCGCCGCUAUGGCAACGUUAUGACUAUCCGAUGCCGCACUAAAUUAUCGAGUUGCACAGAGCUCGUCGCGAACAAUGACAGCUACGAGCAUGAUCUACCGACAAUGCUACCUAGUACACCAGAAGAACUAGAACAAGCAUUCCCGGCUUCAUUCAUCGAAGCAACAACUUUCGAGUUCGUCGACGAUGCAGCAUUUAACCUGCUCUUCCGCCACAUGGGUGGCCACAGGUUGCGCGGCGAGCGGAAGCUCUGGGAUCAUAUUCGCGCGGUUGCAUUCAAGACACUGAGCGGUCGGCAUGACCGUGUCGCCUUCUACAAUCGCCUGAAGAGCAUGUCAAACCUAGAGCGCAUCAUACUCCUUCCCGCGAAGGUUGUGCGCCAGCGAAAUGAGAACCCUUAUGCUUUCUGCGAGCAACAGGAGGCAUACGUCCAGGAACUGAAGAAGAACCCAACGUUCGGAUACCUACUCGUCGAGCUCGCGCUACAGAAAGCGGAGGUUGGACGUCUCACCAAGGUCGUGUGUGAGCCGGGUUGGAAGGAUGCGUUCUCCGUGCACGAACGCAAUCGGCGUUUCUGCAACGCCCUCGCAGGCACGAACGGUCGCUUGCCCGAGGUGAUGGUGGAGCUGUUCGCUCCAUAUCUCAAGGAACACUUGGACCGUCUGCUAGAGGGCAUCGUAGAUGACGAAAUGGAGCGACAGAUUGAGAGUCAUCGUCGCGGUAUUCAGAACGCGUCCGAGGAGCAUCAGAACAAAGUGGAGCGACAUACUGAGACUUAUCGUCGCGGUAUCGAGAAUGCGUCCAGGGAGCAUCAGAACAAAUUCCAACACCACGAAAACCACAUCUCCCGGCUCGAAAGCGCCAAGGUGUCAAGGCAGUUCUCCUCCUAG
This is a messenger RNA of Mytilinidion resinicola, 1050 nucleotides long. RefSeq lists its product as uncharacterized. The record is from RefSeq and is a predicted model, not a curated record. Lineage: Eukaryota; Fungi; Ascomycota; Dothideomycetes; Mytilinidiales; Mytilinidiaceae. The coding region runs from base 1 to 1050 and encodes 349 amino acids. The transcript has 2 exons.